Molecule: messenger RNA, 339 nt
Organism: Gilbertella persicaria
Lineage: Eukaryota; Fungi; Mucoromycota; Mucoromycetes; Mucorales; Choanephoraceae
Exons: 2
Source: RefSeq, a predicted model, not a curated record
AAUGGAUCUCUCUUGGUGUAUUAUGUGUGAUAACCGUAUUGUUGAUGAUGAAUUAUCAAUGGCUGAUGAUAAUUCACUCUAUUGCUCACAAGAAUGCAAACUCAAGGAUGAACAAGCAACCACAAAACCCACUCUGAAGUCCUGGAUGACCAAGAAAUCAACAGCAAAGCAUCAUUUCUAUCGUACAAGUGCACCUACAUCAACAUACCCUUGGAUUCCCCUUUAUCAAAAACGCCGUAGUUCUAUUCAAUCAAAACGCUGUACUCAACCUAUCACAAACACAAAAACAUCUGGUGCAUCUUUAAUUCAUUAAUUCAUUUUAUAUAUUUUUAUUUAUUC